This is a messenger RNA of Pecten maximus, 8002 nucleotides long. Its product is annotated as ubiquitin-like protein 3. The record is from RefSeq and is a predicted model, not a curated record. The transcript is spliced from 5 exons. The coding region runs from base 339 to 704 and encodes 121 amino acids. Gene Ontology annotation, molecular function: protein binding. NCBI's taxonomy places the organism in Eukaryota, Metazoa, Mollusca, Bivalvia, Pectinida, Pectinidae.
AAUGGCGCAUGCUUCGUAAAGUCUUAUAAAAAAUAUUACCCACAAGCCUGUUCGUGCUUCUUCUUUAUCGCCGCCAUAGCAGCUUUUGAGGAAUAUUAUCAUUAAUUUGAAUAGAGGAUUUCUUGCGUGUAGUUGAAUACAGAAGACUCAGCGGUGCAUUAAAAUGUGUCGAGUAGUCCAAAUUUAAUGAGGAUUUUAGCCUGACAAACAAAGUGUUGUCAUAUCAUCAAGAUUUUGAUUCAAAAUGAGGCCUGUUGUGACAUAAUUUUUCUCAUCCCCAACUUAUCAGCUGACCCAAGUCGGGACCGUACAUAAACGAUUGUACAUUCCCAACAACUAUGGGAUCGAGAGGAAUACCAGGUGAUAAGAUUAACUUACGGCUGAUAUUAGUAAGUGGGAAAUCUAAAGAGUUCCUGUUUACACCCAAUGAAUCUGCAGCAGAUAUAACAGAAUUGGUAUACAACAACUGGCCAACAGAUUGGGAAGAUGAACCAUUACCACCAGCAAAUAUUCUGAGAUUAAUAUAUCAAGGAAGAUUUCUACAUGGCAAUGUCACGCUAGGAGCUUUACAGCUGCCGAUGGGCAAAACAACCGUGAUGCAUCUUGUGCCAAGAGAGAACUUACCAGAACCAAACAAUCAAGGGCAGUUAAAAAAGGACAAAAGUGGAGAGAGUAACUGUAGUAACUGCUGUGUUAUACUCUGAAGCGAUAUCAUUGGACAAACUCAUACAGCCAGUCAUGAUAGGACAUGGAUGUCCGCUGUUGUAAAUGAUGUCCCGUCAUUUAUUGUGUGGUCCAGAACAAUAUUGUCUCAUCGUACCAAAACAAAACCAAAAAAAAAAAAAAAAACAUUGUGUUCUAACAGGAUCUGAAAAACAAUACAAAAAAUGUUAAGUAACUGAUUGACCAAGGACAGGAAAUGUGAUGGUGGAUGAGGUUCUCAUUUUAACAUAGCUAGUCUGUGAUAAAAGUAAAACAAAGCAAAAUAGUUCUUGUACCCAGUGCAUGUAGAUAGUACUCCUGGACAUUUCUUCACCUCUAUCUAUCUCUUUGUCAAUCCUCAAAAAAUCAUCCGAAAUGUCCAGGAAUAUUCUCGUGAACGGAAGAUUAUCUUCUCUUCUCUAUGUACUGACUGUUUGAAAAACGUAAUGAAAAGAAAAUGUUUAGGUGGGAAGAUGAUUAUGUAUCGCUCACCUAGGACAAACAUUUAAAUCAUUCUGUAGUGUUUUCUCUGUCAAAUUUAUCAAAUUAUUAUAAAUAGUUUUUGUUCUACAUGGCGGAGCAGUGUGUUCCCAGCAGAUUGUGUUACUGGUAUAUUCAGCUUUUGCUUGUUAUUAUGUUGUUACAAAAAUAUACAUUGAUAUGUCACUUUAUGUAUUAACAAAGAGAAAUUUGUUCUAUUACUAUUAUGUACGUGUACUUAAAUGAUGUUUUUAUGUUAUAUUUUUAAUUCUUUCAUGAGAUAAAUACCAUCACAGAGGUUUUAUUGUUCGCAAAAGAAAUGUGUUAAAUUUAAAUUAUGUAUGAAAGAUUUUGAAUGAAAUUCUUAUGUAUAUGUUUCAAACUGUUGUCAUUGAGUUAUAUAGUGUAUGAUACUGCUAAGUUAACAUCAUUUGGAUGCAUCAUGAUAUGAUGGUCAAGAUUGUCUUUCUUCAGAUAAAUACAUUGUAUGUAUCUUCUGUAAACUUAUAUUAGCCGCGUCAUUAUAGUGUCACAUCCUGUACAUGUUAUUUUUGUUCAACUAGAAAGAUUAAUUUAAUUUAACAUAGAGGCUUUUUUUUUUUACACUUAAAAAAUCUAUCUCCAGUACUAUAACUAUUUCUGAUUAAACGAGAGAUUUCGAUCUAGGAUGUGAAAACACUGACCAGUUUGUUUCCUAAAUUAUAUCAUAAAGCGGCCAGACCUAAGUUUUGCUGAUCAUUGUUUAAUUAAUGUAAGUGGAUUUUAAAAUGUCACACAUUUUUUUUUUCCCCUUAUAACAGCAGUGUGUGACUAUUUCUUCCUUACAGCAGUGUGUGGCAACAGGUCUAACACAUUGGAGUGUAUGCAAUUUAUUUUCAUGAUUCCCGAGUCCCACCAUGUUAAAUUAAAAUAUUUCCAGAAAUUCUGUGAGCCCCAUCAAAAUUCUUUGAGUACAGAACUCGAGACUUGCAUGUAGAUUUAUCACUGAUUCCUACUGAUAAAAAUUUCAUAUAGCAGUUAUCUAGAAUUUCAGUGACAAGUAAGAGAUGCUAAGAUAUGGACGUUUACAGUUAGUUAUAACAGAACAACAUGCAUUAAUGUAGGAAAGCGUGGUUAGGAACAUUUUCAGAUGGAAAUAUAAGCUCUGUGAUAACCGAUUCAAAGCAUUUGGUGUAGAAGACUGCCGAAUUUUAGUGACAAUGUUAAACUGUUAUGUAGACAUUUGAGUGGGGCAAAAAAUUCCAAAUUAGUCAAUGGUGAAUAAGAUGAACAACUACACAAAAUAUAUAAAUAUUAUGUUCAGCAUUUAACUUUUUAUCAGUGUUAUUUAUUGUGAAACUAAAUCCCACUUUGUUUAAGAAAUUCCAGAAACUUUCUGGUAAAUAUUCUGAAAACAUAAUAGCUAUGUAUGUAAUUUGCUCAUAUUUAUUUCAACCACAAAAAACUUGCAAAUUACAGAGAUUUUUAUGGUAUUUAUAUUAUUAUUUGACAUGUAAUUUAAAAUCCAAAUCUUUGUUACUCCAUUGUGAGUCUUCCCACAGAGGAUAUUAUUUAUAUUGGGGGUCAUUUUAGAUAAUGUUAGUUAGAAUGAAGUGAACAUGCAAUUAGAUAACUUUCAACUUUCAGAAAAAUUCUUGCCAAAUAUUUCAGAACAAUUUUAUUCAGUCUUUCGGUUAUAUAAUCAUAGAAUGAUGGAAUUAAGUAUUUAUAUCAUAGAAUGAUGGAAUUAAGUAGUAACAUGUUUUCAAUAACAUGUAUUAUAUUAUUGAUAUUCACAGUUAUGGCAUAAUUAUCCAAGUUUUUUGUACCUGAACUGCUGUAUGUACAAUGGAUUUAUAUAGAGCCACUGUUUUGGUGCAGAUAUUGCCUGUUAGUCCUGAUUAUUAAUAAGAUAUAUAUUAAUUACUGAGUUAUUCCCAUUAGUGUUAACAGCAGAGCUACAGAUCAGUUUACACUCCGCUGAUCAGUCUCCAUCAACUAGUCUCCACUAGUACAGAGACACUGUUUACACACCAUCAUUGUGUAUCCUUGUCUAAACACCAUCAUUGUGUAUCCUUGUCUAAACACCAUCAUUGUGUGUCCUUGUCUCCCAUUACCGGAGGUCCAGGGCUAUAGAAAGGUUUUCUUUCCAUCCGACAGUCGGUGUAUAAGUCGGUUACUUACUGAUGACAGACCAAUAUUAAAAAAAGUUGAUAGAAUUGUCAGAAAAAUUCAGACUCAUUGAUAGCUUAAUUAUUGUUGAAAGACCAAUAUUAAAAAAUGUUGAUAGAAUUGUCAGAAAAAUUUAGACUCAUUGAUAGCAUGUCAUACUCAAUCUUGUUAUAUAUAGAAUGUUAUCUUCACAGAAAAAAGAUGUACAGCACUGCUCAUAUAUGCUUUACAAGGCCAGCAGGUUGGAUUGCUAUGUCACAUGGAUAACUUCCUCAGAUCAAUUUAGUCUGCACCAUUGUGUUAGGAUUUUGUGCAGGAAGUAAAUACUUGAAAAUAAAAAUUCUGAAAUAGCUGACUUAAGAUCAUCAGUGUUCUGUAGCUUUAGAUAGUAUCCAACUCCUACAACAGGAAAUUUUAGCCCACCUCACUUUUGUUUAAGAUAUCCAGUGACAGUUUGAUAUUUAUGUGGUUCACUCUGAAAUUAAGAGGCAUAUUUAUCACGGUCAAUAUUUAUUGAAAGAUAGAAAAAUGAAAAGAAAAAAACAAGGAAUAAAAUACAAGGAAGAAAACUAUUUAUUUAGGCUAAGAUGAGAAAGUUUACAAUUGUUACAAUUUUAAAUAGGUUAUAUAAUUAGAGGUUGAAACAGGAGACAUAAUAUCAUACAACUCGAACAAGUCUUGCAAUUAACAAAUAAAUACAUUUCCAUUAUAGAAAUAAAAACCUAAGUUAUUAUGAAAAAAGAUAAAGGUCUUAAUGUUAAAAAAAUUAAAUGUGCCCCUGCGAGUACAAACGGAAGAUGUAUUGCAUGGAUUAUUUUUAAAUUGUAACUCAUAUUAAGUGUUAUGUAAAAAUAAAUUUUGUCAUGUGAUUUUGUUUAUUUUGCCAAUUUUGUACAGUGUGUGUUGUACAAAAACUAGUAUUUUAUGUAUAUAAACAAAAGUUAUAAAUUAUUUGUGUUUCAUAUGAUGGUAACAUAUAUAUAUAUAUAAUUAUAAUUUGGCGAUCUCAGUACCGGUAGUUUGCAAAGACCAAAUUCAUGUGAUAUAUGGCAACAAAUUUUUGUUGUGGAAUGAGUUGUCAGCUGUUAAGUCCUGGUUUUCUGUUUGUCAACCUUUGUAUGCUAGUCUUGAGAAAUUUGUUUUGACUAGAACUCAAAGGUGGGGAAAUGGUGAUAAUUGUGUUUCCUUGCUUCUUGAAACAGGCAUCGUGCAUGUUUGAGUAUAGUCUUGUUAAUAAUAUUGGGAUAUUAUUAUUUAGAAGCAGCCUUUUAUGUGAUUUACAGAAGAGAUUACAUGCUGACAGUGCCCAAUAUUAAAUAUUGAUAUUUACAAUUUCUAAAGAGAAGGAGUGCUCUUUAAUUUGGGUGACUGAUAUUGACCCCAAAGUUCUGUCUAAAAUUCUAUGUUACGCAGGUCAUAAGUGCUUUUUGACAUACACAACAUGGUCUUAAAAAUUUAAUAUGCACCUUCAAAAUGUAGUUCUAUUUAAAGAGAAAAUGAAGUCCAUCAAUCCUAUUGUGAUAAUAUAGAAGUGCUAGGUAUUCUUUUACGGAAGAGCUCCAGUAAUACUAAGACAUGAUGAGAUUUACUGAAAUCUAAGGAUAGAAACUGAUGUUAUAUGGUGUGUACAAGGAGGUUUGAUUGAGGACAAAGGUGUGAGCGGUGAAAAUGGCUUGCCCUGUGUAUAUGAUUUUGACUUGUAAUCUCAUGAAUAAGUUCUUCAAGGUAAUGAAUGGAACUUUUGAGGAAUAAAGAAGAAUGACUUUGUCCCCUAAAACUGCAAUUAUUCAAAAAAAAAUAAAUGUAUGCACAUAUAUUGUCUGUCUUCAUGAAAUGAAUUAGGUAUUUAGAUUUUCAACUUUAAUGAUGCCUGUUAGGUACCCAUUGAUUCACUAAAUAGCACAGUGAAAAAAAUAUCCUGACCCCAUAGACCAUACGCAUGUUUUAUAAUCAAGAAUCUUAUUAUAACAUAGACUGUUGAGUUGGGAAUCCCAGUGCUACAAAGUAAAAGAAGUUCUACAAACAGAAGAACAGUAGCUUUGUGUUCAGACCCAUAUUGCCAAGCGAGAUACAUGUAUAGCUGAGAUUAACAUACAAGUUGUCUUUGCUUGAAAUGUAUUUUUAAAGUAACAUAAUUGAUAGUAUAAAACUGACAAUAGCAGGGCUGUACAUAUCUGCUGCAUUAUAUUUUUAGGAAAUAUUUUAAUUUGUAAAAGUAUGUGAGAGUAUCCUUGGCAUUUAUAUGUUCUCUGUUUUUGUGUGAAUAUCUACACACAAGACCAAAGUUUUAGAGUAGUAGCUUUAAAGACUUAGCCACACACAUUAUCACUUGUGAUUGCCACCGAUCCACCUAACUGCACGUAAAAUCAGUCAGACCCACAUAACUUACACACUUGAUGUAUUAUUUCUGAUAUGAUAUGAUUCUAUGUGUUCAUUUCACAAGAUCUCGCUGACACAAACUAUGAUUAUGAAGUAUUUCUAAUCUACUGCCCAGAUUUACUGGUAUAUGUUUUCAGUUAAUUGUUCCUCAAGCUCGGCUACAAUCAGUUCAUGUGAAACAAAAGUAGUCAAAAGUAGAAGUAUUGCUUUUACUGUUGCAUUGGAUCCUCAAGCGCUAAUGGCUAGGAUAGAAUCAAACUCUCUCAUCAAUUUUGUCUAGGUAUUUUUUUAAACACAAAAUAUUUCCAACUAUGUUCUUGUAACUUGUGAGUACUGUUCAGUGCUUUUAAGAAGUAUUUAUUCCAUGUAUAGUUUAUGGUUGUAUGAUUUUUGAAGAAGAAAAAUAUUGUAGUGAAAUGUUAAAUAGUUCUUGUAAAUUUGGUGUAAAAUGGUGUCUCCUUGGCAUAAUUGCUCUUCUACAAUGUCAUUGUUCAGAUCUAGGUCUCUUAGAUGAACAUUAGAUUAUUCACGCUGGUCCACCAUGUCACAGGCAUAUUACAGUCAAUCUUACCUAGCCAAGGGUUCAUACUUUAGUAUUCACCCUCAGCAGAUUUAGCCUUGUUUAAGCUUUAAAAUUAGAGUUCGCUGGCUUUCUAAGACCUCAAAUGAAAUUGCAUCUUAACUGGCAGGUUGACAGUGAAGAAUAAACAUGGGGACAGAUUUCCAAUCUACAGUCCAUAUAUUACCGUUCAGCAAACAUGAGUUAAUGUUAGGAUCUGGUACCUAUAUUGGACUGUCAUUAUUACUUACUUGACACCAUACAUAAUAUAAUACAUAUAUGUGGACCUUGGAUAGGAAAUUGUUGCAGUCCCAGUGAUUGUAAAUAGUGAUUGCGGUGUUCUGAACCGAGUUAUCUUGUCGACUUUGUCAUGUUUCUGUCAAAAAGAAAAAGAAAAACAAAGGGCACUAUUUAGGGAAACAUUUUCUGUAUUUGGUCAGUUAAUGGAGAUAAAUGAUUAUAUUAUGAAUGUAAAUGACGACCAUGCAUUGGUGACCAGUGCUGGAACAAUCAUAAAAGUUUUUUUUUUGUUUUUGCAAGUAAAGAGUGAUAACUCACUAGGUGGCAGUGCAGGGAAAUUAAAUGACAAGGCUAAAUCUGCCAAGGGGAGUAUGAGAUUUUGAACCCUUGGCGAGCGAAGAUGAUUACAGCGAGGAAAGGAUGUGCGAUGUGUGAAUGUUUUUAUGGCAUGAAAUGCUGUGUUGUAAUAUGCCACUGGAUAUUUGAUUUAGUUGUAGGCUAAGUUAAAUUCUAGUCAAAGUUAUAGAUUAGGAAAUUAAGCGACACACUGUUCAAAAUCACAAGUUGGCCAUUAAGUAGUUACUACAUGUGUUGUAUGUCUCGCCAAAAAUACAUUGACUUCUCCUGUAGAUGCUCAACACACUGAUCAUAUAAAAUGUCUUCAUUUCGGUUUGUUUUUUUGAAAACCACUGAAGAAGUAUCAGUGCUAAGUGUGUGAAAAAUAACAUAUAGAUUUUAUUAUGAUAAUUAAAAUCAAAAUUUUGUGUAAUAAAGGUAUCUGUAAGCUGGUCUGUUAUUUACUGAAUAAUGUUUCAGAUAUCUAAAAUAUUAAAAAUUUCAUUUAACAUCUGCCACAAAAACUCCAGACUAUCAUUACAACACUAUGUAUGGCAUACUGUGCGAUUGGUUAGGACAGAGAGAUAUCUCAAGUGCAAGAUUAUAGGGACACCCAUCUUGUGUGAUUUGGUUUGUAUGUGGUCAGACUUGACAGAAUGUGUCUGUAUGUGAUAAGUAUUUGUAAAGGCCUUUUUUAAGAUUAUUAAUUCAUGAAUUAUAAUUAUGGUAAUUGAGUGUGCAAUUAUACCAAUUUUUAGAAUUGCAUGACUUUUUUCUGACCUUUUUUUACAAAAAAAAGUUAUAUGAGUAGUUUAGUGUAAGCUACAUUCAAAAUUUGCAAUAUUUAUUUCAUUCCUGCCUCUACGGGCUGCCAUAUAUUGUAUCUAAUUAUCUCCCUUUAUAAGUUUUUUCUUCAGUCCUGUGAAUGAAGUAAAAGUAUUGUCUACAAGUCAUGUUCAUUUUACAGAGACACUGAUUUGUCUUUGGUACAGUUAUUCAUGUGUAUAUAUUGCUCAUACUACAGAGGGUUGGACAACAGGACAGACAUUGUAUCCUGUCUGUCCAGAUGUCCCCCACUCAGGUCAUACAUCAUUUGUAAUGUCAGAAUUAAACACAAUUUGUGGUAAUUAAAUAUGAAUAAAAUUCGGAGAUAAA